Amblyraja radiata (thorny skate) is the source of this 8653-nucleotide messenger RNA. It is a transcript of the gene zbtb26, whose product is annotated as zinc finger and BTB domain containing 26. Gene Ontology annotation, biological process: regulation of transcription by RNA polymerase II. Bases 226 to 1602 code for a protein of 458 amino acids. The transcript has 3 exons. Gene Ontology annotation, molecular function: protein binding; DNA-binding transcription factor activity, RNA polymerase II-specific; RNA polymerase II cis-regulatory region sequence-specific DNA binding. NCBI's taxonomy places the organism in Eukaryota, Metazoa, Chordata, Chondrichthyes, Rajiformes, Rajidae. The record is from RefSeq and is a predicted model, not a curated record.
AGCGAGCGAGCGCCGGAUCCGCCGCCGCCGCCAGCAGCCGGGGAGCGGGGUCGGGGUCGGGGCAGACAGGUAUUUAUUUUCUCAUUCAUGAAAUAUGGACAUUGCUGAUAUGGCCAGCAUAUAUCGCCCACUCCUUAUUGCCUGCCACGCCAUUUCAGAGAUCCUUUAAGUGUUCACCGUAUUGGUGGAUUUGGAGUCACAUGCAGGUCAACCAGGUUUGGAAACAUGGCUCCAAAUUCUGAAGUCCUUCGGUUUAAGUUUACAAGCUAUGGAGAUUCCAUGUUACAAAAAAUGAAUUUGCUGAGGCAGCAAAAACGAUUCUGUGAUGUUACGAUUCGAAUCAACAACGUGGCAUUUCUGGGGCAUAAAAUAGUUUUUGCUGCAUGCUCUCCCUUUUUGAGGGAUCAAUUUUUGCUGAAUGAUUCAAAGGAUGUCAGAAUUUCACUUCUCCAGAGUUCUGAGGUUGGAGAACAGAUACUUUUAUCCUGCUACACUGGUAUCCUAGAAUUCCCUGUGAAGGAAUUGGUAAAUUAUUUAACUGCUGCAAGCUAUCUACAAAUGGGUCACAUUGUGGAGAAAUGCACACAAGCUCUUUCUAAAUACAUUGAGCCAAAGUUGUUGUCUGAUGACCAAGGGCACCAAGUAGGGGAAAGCAGCACUUCAAAUGCAUUUCCUGAAAGUUCAGAAAGGCUACAAGAAAGUCCACUCUCUGAUUCUGGAAAGAACAAAAUGGAAGAUCUCACACAGACUCAAGAUAUUUCUGACUGUGAAACGGACUCUGAAGACAGCAACAUUCGUAUUGUCAAGGUGGAAUCUCUGACUAGUGAUAUUCAAGAGAGUGAGAACGGCGACAGUUUGAGCCAUCUCUCCAAUAACUACAGUAAUAGUGUGGAAAGAGUUGUCGCACAUUCUCCCGAUUCGCAGCACUCCCUCGUUAAUUCAUCGGUUGAUUCCAGAAGCAACAGGGUGUUAGACAGCUGUUUACAGAACUUUGUAGCUGAUCCGCCCAGAUUGUCGGAAGUGGUGAAUGGCACAAGUUUUAUGCUGGCAGCUAAUGAGUUUGAGCUGCAAGGUCUGAGCAGUUUUCCAAAUGAGGAAAUGGCGGCGGCGGGUGGGUUUUUAUUCCGACGCAACAGGGGCACAAAACUGUUUGCAAACAAAACCAUGUACACCAAUCAUAUUAAAAUGCAGGACAAAUGGCUUCAGAAGCCCCAUCAUUGCAGUAAAUGUGGUAAAGUUUUUCAGCACCUCGAAAACUUCAUCAGCCAUCUGAAAACUCACAAACUUUUCCUGUGUCUGCGCUGUGGUAAAAUCUUCACGCAGAAGAGUAAUCUGACGCGGCACAUCCGAGUACACACGGGAAUCAAGCCCUACCAAUGCACGAUCUGUGGGAAGACAUUCACACAGAAAUGUUCUCUGCAGGACCACCUGAAUCUCCAUAGCGGUGACAGACCGCACAAGUGCAACUACUGUGAAGUGGGCUUUGCACAUAAGCCCGCUCUCAGGCGCCACCUCAAAGAACAGCACGGGAAGAAAUGUGUAGAUAAUGUCACUGAAGGAAGCAUACAAGAAAUUACUCUAGAAGUAGAUACUAUUGAAUGACUGUGGUAAUUUACUGGAUGUAACAUCUUCUAAGAAGGUCAACAAAACCUCUGUGCAAGCGGUAAACAAUUGAGGGAAGUUGGUAAAGAUUUUCCACCAAAUGGAUUAGAAAAUAUGCAGAACACUGCACUUGGAUGAAAUGUUCCGUAGAUUUUAAUCAGAUGAAAUAGAGCCCACUGUAACAGUUGUUUUAUUAGGAAUGGGUAUAAUUUGAAAAGUGCAAUUCAGUACUUUUAAAUGAACAAUGCAUUUUAAUGGGCCACAUAGUUUUUAAUGGAUGAAUAGGUGACAUAGCCUUGUGUUUGUUUCGUUCUCUUUCCUGUAGGGCUAUAUAAUAAGGCACAACAACCCUCUAUAAUUGUAGGUAACUGAAAGCAUCUGGUUAGUUAUCUAAUUUUCCAGGAACUUGUGAAACCUUGCCUUAUGACUUUGUCAAACAUAGGAACAGGAGGAAGCCAUUCAGAGCCUCCAGUCUUUUCCGUCACGCGACUAAUUUCUGCUUAAUUCUCCUUACUGGGCCUUGUUCCACAUUCCUUAGUCAGCAAAAAUCUAUUGAUCUCCAACGUGAAAAUUUCAUUUGAGCCAGCAUUCACUGCCUUUCCAGGGGAAGAUAGUACUAGAUUUUUCACUACAUUUUAUCCUGAUUUCUGUCCUAAAUGUAAAAGUGAUAUCUACAUUGCACUGGAGGAAGCAGUUCUGUGUGUCUCUCUUGUUUAAUCCCUUACUAUUUUAAAGCAUCUUACAUAGAUCAUUCCUUUUUUAAUCCUUCUUUUACUAAUAAUAUUCUAAAGAAUGAUUUCAAACAUUUGGGCAAUCUUUUUUCAGUCCUGUCUUCCUCUGUUGUCUCUAGAUUUGUACCAGUAAUAUAUGCUAGUUUGGGAAAUUAGGGCUAUUUGUUGAUAUGCUGUGCGUUUCAAACUGAAGGACACUUCAUAGUUUCUUCAAGAAUAGUGAUUUCAUACUCUGUGUAUUUUCACCAAAUUUUUAGAACUUGUAAUUCUUCCAGAAAUUAUCAUGGACAUAUCCAUCUACCACGGUGUUGGAGAAAUCAUGGGAGUGUUUGCUAUCUCAGAAUUGUUAUCAUGGGAGUUGCUGUAUAUGAAGGUUUUGUGUUUAAAAUUGAAGUGUCUGUUUUGAAACCACAGGACUUGUCAAUCCUUGAACAUUUUGACAAAUGGUCUGUACAAAAUUCUACUGAUGUUAUCCAGUGAGAUACACGAGUAUUGAUUUGAAGCUUGGAAUAAUGUUGGCUUGGACUAUUUUACAAAAUGCCUCUUCACUCCACUCCCUCUCUGCAAAAAAGAAUCAACUGUGUGAUACCUACUGACAAGCAUUUAUGUUUCUCGAAUUGACACUAAAGUUGUGAAUUUAACCUCUGUGCACAAACCACUGAUGUUCCAUAUCCAGAACUAAUUUAUAACUAGCGUCUUUUUAGCAGCGAGGGAGCAUUCACCUCAUCAGAUGUUUUCUUGUGUUGUACCUUUGGCAUUUAGGAUCUUGCAAACCCUUUUCACUGUCCUGCUAAUAGUGAAAGUGUGCUCUAGAGAAACAUUGAACUAAAUCUGUGGAGGAACGUUUCAUUUAAUUGAUCCUGAGUGCUUUUUGGCUCGUGAAAUGGUGAAGCAGUGUGGUCACUGUAGCAAGGCAAGUUAUGUAGCAUCCAUUUUGUGCAUGAGUCCCACAAACAGGAAUGGGAUAAUUGUUUUUAAAUGUUGUGGACUGAGGGAGUAAAUAUUAAUCAAUAAACCAGUCAAUUUCCCAUGCCCACUUUUUAACGAAGCAAGAGAUCAUUUGAAUUUUCUCCGAGAUUAAUUAGGGUCUUUGUUUAAUAUCUCAUCCAAACUGGAAUCUCCAACAGUGCGGCACUCCUCUGGAACUAUACUGCGCAUGUGUCUCAGGACUGAGAAUUCUGAUUGAAAUGAAAUGGUACCACCACACCACUCACUGCCUCUGCUUCCUCAGCAACUCUCCAUUAGUACUUUUACUAUAAGUACAUGCGUUUCCUAUAAUUAUAGCGCCCUGGCCCCUUGAAAGUAAAGAAUGAAAGGAACAAAUCCAAUCCUCUGAUGCUUAUGAACCACCAAGAAGGAUACACCAGAACUAAUCUUUCUACUGAACGUUGCUGUUCAAUAUAAUUUAAUAACAAGGUGUGGAUAGCGUUUCCUGCUGCACUGCUAUUGCCAGUUUCGGUUAAUUGCACUCAUUUAAGAAUGCUCUUAAAGGCACAUAAAUUAUCUUUUUAUUUUUCUAAGGACACUAACACAAUUUUUUUAAACCAAACUAAUUGCUAUACACGAAUAAAAAGAGCAAAUAGUUCAGAGGUUUUAAAAUUGCGAUAUGGGUGACGGAUUAUAUUUAGUCUAGUUGAUUUUAAAGGCGAUUUAUUACAUUGGAAAAUGGGUUUAAUGUAAAUUUACAUGGAUUUUUUUUAAAGCAAAUUAUUUUUUUAAGUUGUAUUCUAAACACACUUAAACACACAGUUGCAUUUGUUAAUUACUUUUUUGCAUUAAUUAAUUAGUGUGAGCCGAAUAAAAUUAACACUGGCAAAUAUUUAAGCUCAGUUCACCUGUGAUUGAUCGUAGCCGAAAAAGAAAUUUCAGAGCGAGAUAAAUAAUUGUUUUGAUUAAUGGAAUUACUACCUUCCAUAAUUCUGUCUUUCUAACAGAUCAUCAUAUUAUCCUGGAGUAUUUCCCCCCAAUAGGCCCUUCAAUGUUUAUCAAGCUGAGAUAGAUAUGUAAGCAACUUCUUCCUCACUUUUUGCUAUUUUCCAAGCCAAAAAGCAUCCAAGCACUUUGUCCUCAUGAGGCUUUCCAGCCCAACUUUUGAAGCUUCAAUAGCUAAAUCUAGCUGAUCCUUUGUCUUUCCAAAUCCAUCCUCCCCAAAGAAGCUGACAGAGUUUAAGAUAAACGUUGGAAAGCACGUGUCUCUUGCAGAGGUCGGGAUGACCAUUGAAGAUGAUUUUGGGAGGCAUUAAAAUAAACUUCAGGAAAAAAAUGGAAGACAAUUAUGUCAAACAAUCAUGUAGAAAAGCAGGGGAAACAUUUAAAUGGUUCAGCAGCCAUGAGGUUAAAAGUCUGUUUAAUGGUAACAUAGAACACUAAUGUUAUUCUCCAGGUGAAUUACAAUACUAUUGGGGUUGUGGGGGGGGGGGGGGGGGGGGGGAAACAAGUACAAAUCAGGUCUUGGCAGAAUACAAGAAACUCCCCAAGGGGAAUAACAAGAGAAAAGCUGUGAAAUGACACAUCAUGGAUCACAAACAAAAUAGCACAAUAGUCUACCUGCACAUAAACUAAAAAGGUUAAUUAAUGUUAAUCAGACAAUUGAGGGGGCAAGAUAAUGAAGAAGUGAUGAAAAUGUUAUAUAAAAUGCGUAGUGCAGGUGUCAGAGGUUAUGGGGAUAAGGCAGGAGAAUGGGGUUAGGAGGGAGAGAUAGAUCAGCCAUGUUUGAAUUGUGGAGUAGAUUUGAUGGGCUGAAUGGCCUAAUUCCACUCUUAUUCCUUAUGACCUUAAAUCUCAGCAGACCCGGCAGCAUAUGUGGGAAUAGAAACAGUUGAUUACUUUGCUUCGGUAUUUACCAGAAGAUCAGUCAUGACAGCAGAAAAUUAGAUUACAAUGAUGCAAGUUACAGGGGGGAAUGUUUAAAUGAGUCAUACUUGAGGAUAAAGCCCCUGCAGGGUACAGUUGCAUCAAUGUAUUUCAACAGAAUCAGAAGAAUUACGUAUUUUAAUUAAUUAAACAAAUCUAGUGCCAAAGGACUAGCUGAUAGCUAAUGACAUGACACAGGUCAGAAGGAAGAUAGUACAUGACAGAUAUCUUAACAUUGGUAGUAGAAAAAGUAAUGGAAUUUUACCAAAAAACUUCGAAAAAAGCACCAGAAAUUAAAAGUGAUGAAUAGUCAAAAUGAAUUUAUAAAGGUGAGCAUUGCUUGACCAACCUCAUUGAUCUCUUUGAAGAAGUAAUUUAGAAAGUAGGUAAAAGUGAUGUAAAAUAUCUGGAUUUCAAUGAGGUCUUCAAUAUGAUGCCACUUAAUGGAUUAUUUAGUUAGGUCAUGCCAAGUUUGGAUGAUUAGCAGAGGGAAUAGCUUGCCAGCAAAGAGAGGAGAUACAAGAAGGAGGGAAGUGGAUUAUCAAGGGUGAGGGGAGACACAAGGUAGUGCAGUUGCUGAAAUCUUGCUGAUGGAACUCAGCGGGUCAGGCGGCCACUGUGGAUGGAAAUGGGCAAGCAACAUUUCAGGUUGGGACCUGUUUAGACUUCCACUGUUUAGACUUGAAGUAACAUAAUUUCUAAAUUUGUGCUGACUCCUAACUAGUAUAAUAAACAACGAUAAAACUAACAAGUUACACGACCAAUUAAUUAACAAAAUCUAUAUUUGGCAAAUUAAGUUCAACACAUCAAUAUUUGAGAAUUAGAUUCUUAACUGGAGGAGUGGAGCAAGAGAAUUUGGGAUGCAUAUCAUGGGAAGCUCUGACACAGGUCAGUUUGUCCACAGUUGAAAUAGAGAUGCUGUAUUAAAAUGUUACUGACCUUGAUUUGGUCGCAUUGGAAGUGUUAGGUAGAGUUUUGGUUGUUUUGCAGAAAGGAUAUAGUCGAUCGGUAGAGGGUUCACAAAUACUUUGUAAAAAAAAUACCAGAACUAAGUGCUUGUAUCCUUCGGGAAAGAAUGCACACCUUGGGUCAUUUCUCAUGAAAGAGACAAAGAGUUUACCUUAAUCAUAAAAAGCUUGAUAGACCAGAGAAUGUGUUUUUGACUCGAGGGGAAUUGCAAAAUUAAAGAGGCCAUCACCAUAUAAGUUCUCAAAUUGGGAAAUUCAGAGGAAACUUCAUCACCUGAAAAUCACUCCUGUACGAAGUAGAUGACGUGAAUAGUUUAGAUGCCUUGAAGGGGAAGUAGAAUCUAUGUACAAUGGAGGAGAUUCUUUUUCAGAUAGCAGACAGAUGAAGUCAAUAUGAAGAAAUCAUUCAUCAGCCUGAAGGAAUUCCUCCCUCCCUCAGGUCCCCCCCUCCCUCCUCCCUCCUCCUCCUCCUCCUCCCCCCCCCCCCCCCCCCCCGACUUCCUGAUCACCAUUUGUGCGUGUAACGUUUUGGAGACUCCUCUUGCAGGGAUAAGGAAGGAGUAUCAAUUGGCCCUACAGGUACCUUUCACUUUCCAUACAUUAGUAUUGCAAUACCUUAGGCACGGAACUGAAGAAGGAAGAAAAGGUGUUAGCUGAUUAAAGCCACAAACUGAUCUGACAGGGUCUAUUUCACCAAAAUAAUUGUGGAUAAUGAAGAUUCCACUGUAAUUGUAUUUAUAGUUUGUCAAAAUGUCUGUCACGAUUAAUAUUUAGUAGGUGUGUAAGUUACAAGUUACAAAUUCAGUUCACCUAUUAAUGGUUUCAGGUUGAUUUUAAUGUGUACUUAAAUUUAAAUAUCAUUUAAAGGAGUACCAUUUUGGAUCUUAUAAUAAUGUUGCUUCUAGUCCCCAAAAAAACUUCUGUUGAAGUUUUGAAACUGUUAAAGGUGUGUUCUAUUUUUAUCAGCAAUUAAUUGUUUUUAAUAGUUUGUAUGCAUCUUUCUAGUACUGUAUGCAAUGUCACAAUAAGAACUGACUACCGUUAUUUCAGUAUCCUGACCCUAUUGGUCCUGAAAUUAGUUUUUUGGGUUCCUAGCACAAUAGCAUAUACCUCAUCUGGAACAGUAUUUGUGACAUAUAUAUUUAUACGUGUACUUUUAAUUAUGUAGCUUUAGAAUAAGGCAACAUAUUUCUCAGCUGUGAAAUCAUUAUGUUUUCACCAAGAAUGGGUAUGCGAGACUGCAGAUGUGGGAAUUGAAUGAGCCAGCUUUGCUAACUAUGUUAAUGCAAUGUUAACUAAGGCUAGGUAAAAGUGAAUAAUGUUCACAGCCAAACAGUUGGAGGAAAAUUAAAUCUGUGGUGUAUCCCUUCUUAGAUCCCAGGAUAGAUUUUUUUGGACAUCAAAUCUGCUUUAUCAUAGAAUGGUUGGCCAGAUCGUCAAAUAUGAUUUUACUCAUGAUUAUGUAAUAUUUCUCAGAGUGAAGGCACCAGGAAGGAAGGAGAUUUUCGGAUUCAUCUCCUGCCCCUCCCUGUCACCGCAUGUUGACUGGUUAUAGUGUGCAGGUUAAAUACCUCAUUAAUUGGCAUACUUGACACUUGACCUGUUGAUAAAAGCUAAUUUUGGGGUGUACAGCACUUGGCCUAAUUUUUUUUAAGUUAGUGAGAAAUUUCUAAGUUGUGAUUUUAGGACUUAUUCCAUGUCCUGCAGUCAUCUAUCAGAUCAGACAGUUUUGAUAUUUUUAAAAUACUACCUUCCGGAUUAGGAAUUGCAGAUGUAUGCAUUUAAGGUGAUGACAUUAUCUAGAGGUGUAUGACUUUCUUGAUACAAGGUACUUGAAAUCAUUGACUGUCUUUGCUGUCAUUCUUGAAUAGACGAAUAGUACAUAUACUUUGAAAAUAUCUAGUUGUCCUUUUGCAGAAUCGUAUUGAUUUAGUUUUCAGCUGCAUUAAUAAGCUUGAACAACUGUAUCCUCAACCACUUUACAAUUUUUAUACUUUAACUGGAGGUUUUCUGGAGUACAAUGUUCAUAGAUAGCUGAACUCCGACCGGCUCCAACCUCUGGCUGGAAAACAAUAAAAGGAAAGUCUGUAAAGGAUUAAAGUUACUUGUAACCUUUAUUUUUCAAAUCAUAAAACAAAAAAUACUAUAUCAAAAAUAUGGUCAAAAUUGUGUUGAGGCACAUUCAGUACUUAAAGUUUGAAAAAGUAGUUUCCUUAUGGUACCAUGUAUACACAAAUGUUAAAAGAUUUUAUUUUUUUAUUUUUUUGCAUAUGUUAUGUGAAUAAAUCAAUUAUAGCUUUUUCUAUUUGUUUUAUCCUAGCAGUUAACUCUAAUAGAUGCACUGACAACAAUAAAAGUCCUCUUUUCUGUAAUACCUGGUUUACACAUUCCUGGUGUAACAUAACUGCAAUUACGGGAUUUUUUUUACAGUAGCAGUAUUCAAAUCUUAUUCACUGGAAAACAAGUUCACUUAAAAAAUAAACUGCUUUGUAAAUGAAA